Messenger RNA from Cucumis sativus (cucumber), 1664 nucleotides. Its product is annotated as xyloglucan 6-xylosyltransferase 1. The record is from RefSeq and is a predicted model, not a curated record. Gene Ontology annotation, molecular function: xyloglucan 6-xylosyltransferase activity; UDP-xylosyltransferase activity; hexosyltransferase activity. Gene Ontology annotation, cellular component: endosome; trans-Golgi network; membrane. The transcript has a single exon. Gene Ontology annotation, biological process: xyloglucan biosynthetic process. Bases 186 to 1421 code for a protein of 411 amino acids. Lineage: Eukaryota; Viridiplantae; Streptophyta; Magnoliopsida; Cucurbitales; Cucurbitaceae.
UGUUAGAAUUUAAUAUUUCACUGUUUCUCCAAUGUCCUGACGCCCUUAUAGAAAAGCUUACAGCUGUUCUUCACACUCGCACAACACAACACCCAUGGCGAUCUCCCCUUUCCACCGCUUUCUCUUCUCUUCUACGCUUUCCAUUUCCACUUCUCUCAUUCAUCUCCUCCCAAUUCCCCCCCACAAUGCCGGUCAUCGGAAACUGCUUUGGAACUCCCAGGUUGAGAAGAAUCCACAGAACUCUCCGCAAUUUCAAGCUCACUGUCCUCUGUCUCUUUCUCACCGUUGUCGUUCUCCGCGGCACCAUCGGCCCCGUCCAGUUCGGAACUCCCGACCUGCGCAACCGUCUCCUCGUCGAGCAUCAGACCAAGUCGUUCAGCGGUAGAACGGAAAAACCCUACCGACUUGCCCCCCAGGUUUCCGAUUGGGAUGAACGAAGGAGGAAAUGGCUUAAAGACAAUCGCGGUUUCCCUAAUUUCAUCCGCCCAGGUAAGCCUAGGGUUUUGUUGGUUACUGGGUCUUCGCCUGAGAAAUGUGAGAAUCCCAUUGGAGAUCAUUACCUGUUGAAAUCGAUUAAGAAUAAAAUCGAUUACUGUAGGUUACACGGAAUCGAGAUUUUCUACAACUUAGCGAUUCUGGAUGAGGAAAUGACGGGAUUCUGGGGGAAGCUUCCAUUGAUACGGAAGCUUCUUCUCUCGCAUCCGGAAGUAGAAUUCAUAUGGUGGAUGGAUAGUGACGCCAUGUUCACCGACAUGUCGUUUGAAAUCCCAUGGGAUAAGUAUAAAGACUUCAAUUUCAUAAUGCAUGGUUGGAAAGAGAUGGUGUAUGAUCAAAGAAGCUGGAUAGGAUUAAAUACAGGGAGUUUCUUGAUGAGAAACUGCCAAUGGUCGCUCGACAUUCUCGACGCGUGGGCUCCGAUGGGGCCGAAAGGGAAAACCCGAGAUGAAGCGGGGAAAAUCCUAACGAACGAGCUGAAAGACAGGCCAACCUUUGAAGCAGAUGAUCAAUCUGCCAUGGUUUAUCUUCUGGCAACACAAAGGGAGAAAUGGGGAAGCAAAAUCUAUUUAGAGAAUUCCUAUAAUCUUCAUGGGUAUUGGGGGAUUUUGGUUGACAAAUUCGAGGAGACGGUAAGGGAAAAUUGGCCAUUGGUGACUCAUUUUGUGGGGUGUAAACCAUGUGGGAAAGCUGGGGAUUACCCUGUUGAGAAAUGCUUGAAAGCAAUGGAGAGAGCGUUUAAUUUUGGGGAUAAUCAGAUUCUUGAAAUGUAUGGAUUUGCUCAUAAAUCAUUGAUGAGCAGAAGAAUUGUAAAGAUUAGAGAUGUGAUUGAGAAUGAGGAUGGAUUGAUUCAACCAGUUCUUUCACCUGCUGUGGAAGUUGUUGAACCACCUUCUUCUAAAGCUACUGUGUCAUUGAAUAGAUAGAUAUGUUGGUCCCUUUGUUCAAUGUUUGUUCAUAGAUGUGUCAAUUAUGGUAUUUAGUAGGUGGGAAGAUUAUUGUAUAUUUUUGUUCCUCAAAAAAAAAAAAAAAAAAACUAGAGCAUGAUCCCAAAUGUUUGUAAAUGGAUUUGGCUUUGUAGGCUUUAGUGUAUUUCAUUCGGACAUGAGAGUUUGUGUAUAAAGUUAUUUAAUGAAAAAUGUUGAAUUUGGACCAAUGUUUCACCUCAA